AUUGUUUAUUUGAUCUUAUUUGCUUGCCAUGAAUUGAUUUUACUGUCAGCAGUGGUUAUAGCAUCGUUUGACCAACGAGAAGAAAAGGAGAGUGACUUGGAUCAUCUGUGUGACGGAAUUCGUCUUUAGUCUUGCAAGAUAACAAGGGAAUGGGCUUACCAGACUUUGGUCUUGGUUGGUUGUGUAUAUUCUUUGUAGUUUUAACCAUAGGAAGCAUAACAUGUUCAUACACUACUGCGCUUAUUUACGGACACAUCUAUCCAUUCUUCCCAGCGAUUAGCGACACUGGAGUWUUAUCUCCUGAGAAGUACAUUUUUAGGGAAUUAAACAAUCUAGCAGCAUUUUUAUUUAUUACCAAUACCUAUGUGCGAUACAUGCAAUAUCAACUGGUAGCUUUCCAAUGUCCUGAAGAACAUUACAGACUGGACAAACUCAAUAAAUUUACAUUUGGAAUUGGAAUACUGUCUGGAAUUGCAAUGACGUUUGUGGCUAACUUUGAAGUUCAAAAGACUGUGUCAUUCCACGAUGUUGGAGCAUUAAUAGGAUUCAUCGGUGCACUGAUUUACUGCUGGCUACAAACAUUGAUGUCAUAUAAACUACGAGAUCACGGUGUUAUCAACAGUACAGCAAUAUGCCAUAGCAGAGCAAUGCUAUCUGCAAUAAUGACAUUCACAUUCAUUGUAUUUUUUACUUUUCAAUAUAAAUCUCACAACGAAUGGGACCGCGAGAGACCUAAUACUCCACAUACAGCAAAGCUUAUGUGGAGUCCCAAAGAUCCUGGCUAUAUCUGUCACGUGAUUAGUAAUAUUGCUGAGUGGUCGAUGUCAGGAGCAUUCUUCAUGUUCGUUACAACKUUUUUAACAGAAUUUCAGAAAAUUAGGAUUACAUCUGACAUUUCAUCUACAGAAUAUUGGGACUGACGACCAAUUUGAGUAGUCCUAGCUCUUAAUUCAGUUUAUUUAUACCUUAAAAUGUCCUUAAUUUCUCAAAUAAAUGAUAAAAAAACUCAUUCUACUAGAA
Molecule: messenger RNA, 1020 nt
Organism: Exaiptasia diaphana
Lineage: Eukaryota; Metazoa; Cnidaria; Anthozoa; Actiniaria; Aiptasiidae
Product: DNA damage-regulated autophagy modulator protein 1-like
Exons: 3
Coding region: 150-920 (256 amino acids)
Source: RefSeq, a predicted model, not a curated record